AUAAAUCGUGUAUGAAGUCGAGUAUAGAAGCGGUGUUCUGUUAAUCUUCGGCGACUCAUCCUACUCAGUCAUUGAAACGGUACAUCUUACGGCGGCGCACGCCGGUUUUUUGUCUAUUAUUACAGUAAUUUAAUAUAAUACUAAUUAUAAGUGCUAAAUAAACUGAAAAUGAAGUACUUCUUCUUACUCGGAGUGGCCCUCCUGCUCCUAUCAGGAUGGUGUCACGCACAGGAAGGUGUAGGGACCGUGGAGGAAGUGACAGUGGAUGCGGACCUGGGCUCCUCUCGAGAGGGAUCUCGCACCGACGCGGAGGCGGUGCUGCGCGAGGAGGAGGCGAUCUCCCCGGACGAGCUGAGCGUGGCGCAGAUGCGGCAGAUGCGCGAGCGCGCGCAGAACUUCACGUUCCAGACCGAAGUCAACCGCAUGAUGAAGCUCAUCAUCAACUCGCUCUACCGGAACAAGGAGAUUUUCCUGCGUGAGUUGAUCUCGAACGGCUCGGACGCGCUGGAUAAAAUCCGGCUGCUGUCGCUGACGGACCGGGAGAUCCUGAACGCCAACCCAGACCUGAGCAUCCGCAUCAAGGCGGAGCCUGAGAAGCGCCUGCUGCAUAUCAUCGACUCUGGCGUGGGCAUGACUCGCCAAGACCUCGUGCAGAACCUCGGAACCAUCGCCAAGUCCGGCACUGCUGACUUCCUAUCCAAGAUGCAGGACUCAGAGAAAAGCGGCGCGCAGGAGAUGAACGACAUGAUCGGCCAGUUCGGCGUGGGCUUCUACUCCGCCUUUCUGGUGGCGGAGCGCGUGACGGUGGCCUCCAAGCACAACGACGACUCGCAGCACGUGUGGGAGUCCGACGCCAACUCCUUCAGCGUGGCGCCCGACCCGCGCGGCGACACGCUCAAGCGCGGCACGCACAUCACCCUGCACAUCAAGGAGGAGGCGGCAGACUACCUGCAGCCGGACACCAUCCGCGCGCUCGUCAAGAAGUACUCGCAGUUCAUUAACUUCCCCAUCUACCUGUGGGCGGCGCGCACCGAGACCGUGGAGGAGGCCGAGCCCGAGGACGAAGGUGACGGCGACGACGACGCCAAGGUGGAGGAAGCGGAAGAGAAGAGCGAGCCCAAGAAGACGGAGAAGACAGUGUGGGACUGGGAGCUGAUGAACGACAACAAGCCCAUCUGGACGCGCAAGCCCAGUGAGGUGGCUGAGGACGAGUACACUUCCUUUUACAAGAGCCUCACCAAAGACACCGCCUCUCCGCUGGCCAAAGCCCACUUCGUGGCGGAGGGCGAGGUGACGUUCCGCGCGCUGCUGUUCGUGCCGCGCACGCAGCCCGCAGACUCCUUCAACCGCUACGGCACCAAGACCGACCACAUCAAGCUCUACGUGCGCCGCGUCUUCAUCACCGACGAGUUCAACGAGCUCAUGCCCAACUACCUGGCCUUCAUACAGGGUAUCGUCGACUCGGAUGACCUGCCGCUAAACGUGAGUCGUGAAACACUGCAGCAGCACAAGCUCAUCAAAAUCAUAAAGAAGAAGCUGGUGCGGAAAGCUCUUGAUAUGCUCAAGAAGAUCCCGGACGACGAAUACGACCAGUUUUGGAAGGAGUACUCCACCAACGUGAAGCUGGGAGUGAUCGAGGACCCGUCCAACCGCGCGCGGCUGGCCAAGCUGCUGCGCUUCCAGUCGUCGCGCGGCGCCGGCGCCACGUUCCUGGCCGACUACGUGGCGCGCAUGCGGCCGGGCCAGGCGCACAUCUACUACAUCGCCGGCGCCAGCCGCGCCGAGGUCGAGAAGUCGCCGUUCGCCGAGCGUCUCGUGAAAUCCGGCUACGAGGUCCUGUACCUCACCGAAGCCGUGGACGAGUACUGUCUGUCUUCCCUGCCCGAGUAUGAAGGAAAGAAGUUCCAGAAUAUCGCUAAAGAAAUAUUCGACCUGAACGAAAACGAGCAGCAGAAAGAGCGCAUGGAGGCGUACAAGAAGGAGAUGGAGCCGCUGACGCGCUGGCUGGGCGACAAGCUGGGCGCCUGGGUGACGCGCGCCGAGGUGUCGCGGCGCCUGGCGCGCUCGCCCGCCGCGCUGGCGGCCACGGCCUUCGGCUGGACCGGCAACAUGGAGCGCCUGGCGCUGUCCAACGCGCACCAGAAGUCGGACGACGCGCAGCGCCGCCACCACCUCUCGCAGAAGAAGAUGCUGGAGAUCAACCCGCGCCACCCCGUCGUGCGCGAGCUGCUGCGCCGCGUGCUCGCCGACCCCGACGACCCCGCGGCGCUGGACGCGGCGCGCACGCUGUACCGCACGGCCGCCAUGCGCUCCGGCUUCAUGCUGCAGGAGGGGCAGGCCGUGGAGUUCGCCGAGUCGGUGGAGGCCAUGCUGCAGGGCGCGCUGGGCCUGCCGCCCGACGCGCGCGUGGAGGACGAGCCCGAGGACGAGCCGAGCGCGCCCGAGGGCGAGCCGGGCGAGCCCGACGAGGAGGGCGAGGCCGAGGCCGAGGCCGCGCACGAGGAGCUGUAGGGAGCCGCGAGCGCUACUGUGUAGUGACGCGGUAGAGUAGGCACGGGCUCGUGGAGUCGGUGGAGUGAGCGGCGCGGCGAACUGUUUAAGACUGCAUUUUUUUUACAUUUAAUUUAAAUGUGUCCGUAUGCCUGAAAAGAAUGCCUGUAAAUAAACUAUAAUAUUUAAUGU
This is a messenger RNA of Melitaea cinxia (Glanville fritillary), 2682 nucleotides long. RefSeq names its product endoplasmin (gene Gp93). Lineage: Eukaryota; Metazoa; Arthropoda; Insecta; Lepidoptera; Nymphalidae. Gene Ontology annotation, molecular function: ATP hydrolysis activity; ATP binding; ATP-dependent protein folding chaperone. The transcript has 12 exons. The coding region runs from base 169 to 2511 and encodes 780 amino acids. The record is from RefSeq and is a predicted model, not a curated record. Gene Ontology annotation, biological process: protein folding.